Bacillus rossius redtenbacheri is the source of this 3624-nucleotide messenger RNA. RefSeq lists its product as uncharacterized. NCBI's taxonomy places the organism in Eukaryota, Metazoa, Arthropoda, Insecta, Phasmatodea, Bacillidae. The coding region runs from base 714 to 3047 and encodes 777 amino acids. The record is from RefSeq and is a predicted model, not a curated record. The transcript is spliced from 2 exons.
UUAAACAGGGUGUCUACUGACCGGGAAAUUCGGGAAAUUCGGGAAUUGUACAUGAGUUUCACAACCCGGGAAAAAAACGGGAAUUGUACAUGAUUUUUGCUUAGUGUACGGGAAUUUUUUUUCUUUGCUCGUGCAAUUUUCAAAGUGUUUUCACUUUUAAAUAUAUCUCAAUACAGAAGCCUUCGCACAGACCAAUAAGAUUUAUGUCAGUUGCUUGAUCAGAAGUCCAAGAACGGACUGAUAAUUUUAGCUAAAACAUACUAGAGACUCGUAAUUGCUUUAGCUUCUAAUGCACGUCAAUCCGUACUUCGGUCCAGAGAUGUGAGGGGAAUAUUAAGAAGAAUUUGCUGGCGACACUGUAUUUUCUCUCGCUCUGUUUUUCAUUUCGUCAGUAGUUUCAACGUCUCUAGUAAUUCACUUUGUUGUUUACCUACCUAAUCAGGGCUUACUGCGUAAUAAUUUACUUUUUUUUCUCUUUAAGGAUGCCUUAGUUUUAUGUUGCGUGUGUUUACCUAAUCAGUGCUUACUACGUAAUAAUUUACGUUUUUUUCUCUUUAAGGAUGCCUUAGUUUUAUGUUGCGUGUGUUGUUUACCUAAUCAGUGCUUACUGCGUAAUAUUGUACGUUUUUUAUUCUUUGAGGAUGCCUUAGUUUUAUAUUGCGUGUUUUUUGAAGCGGAUUUGAAACAUACGUGAUUCCUUUAUACUUGCCUCAAUGGCUAGGCGUAUUCGAGGAAGAAAUUCAUUUCAACCACAAUGGAAGGAAGAAUUUCCAUGGCUGCAAGAAGUCGAUGGAAGCAAUCAUUCUGCCAGGUGUUCAGUCUGUAGAACUAUUUUCUCGGUUGAGUCCAUGGGAAGAACAGCUGUUGUCAGUCACUCAAGUGGUAACAAACACAAACUUAGAUUAAGUAGCUCUGAGAAGUCCACCUCUCUUGACACGUGGACUACAAAAGCCGGUUCAGUUCAUGUGGCAACUGCAGUAGCAAAUGCUGUAGCUGAAGCUUCCUCUGUGUCUUCACUAUCGAAGCUCCCUUCAUUAGGUUUGGGCUCUACUGUUGCUAGCAGUUGUGAAGUUUCACAGGUAGGGCACCAAGUAAAACAGCAUACUGUAUCAACCAACCGUGGUUUAAGUAGUUAUCUUAAAAGAGAUGAAGUCACACGUGCUGAAACAUUGUGGUGCCUCCAAACAGUCAUGAACCACGAUUCCCUCAGAGGAGCUGCUAGUAGUGUUAGCCUCUUCAAAAGAAUGUUUCCGGACGAUUAUAUUGCUAACAGCAUGCAACUUCAAAAAGAUAAGAUUUCCUAUGUUAUAGUAUAUGGUCUAUCUCCUUACUUCCAUAGUGAACUUAAAACUCGCAUUAACAGUUGUGACUUUUUUAGCUUGGGUUUUGACGAAAGCAUGAAUAAAGUAGCACAAAAGCAACAAAUGGAUUUGUCUGCAAGAUUCUGGGACAUUUCACAAAACAGAGUAUGUUCUCGUUAUGUAACAUCAGUGUUCCUGCAUCACACCACUGCUGAAGAUCUUCUUAAAGCUAUAAAAGCAGGCCUAGAAAAUUUGGAUUUUUUGAAGAUCAUUCAAUUGUCGAUGGAUGGUCCUAAUGUAAAUUUCAAAUUAUUGAAACUUUUGGCUGAAGAUACCCGAUCUUUUCCAGAUGCUCCACAAUUUCUUGACAUUGGAUCUUGUGGACUGCACACUGUUCAUAAUGCAUUUAAGACUGGUAUCAAGAAGACUUGUUGGGACAUAAUGGAGUUCUUCAGAGCUUUAUACUAUUUGUUCAAAGAGGCUCCGGGUCGACGAGGCGACUAUACACAGGCCUCUGGAUCUAAUGUGUUUCCUCUGAAGGUAUGCUCAAUCCGCUGGGUUGAGAAUGGAAGAGUAGCAAAAAGAGCUAGGGAAAUGUUGCCACAUGUUGACAAAUACAUAAGUUCAGUUAAAGGCACAGCCAAGGAACCAACAUGCCGUAGUUUUUCAACAGUUUCAAAGGCAAUUAAAGAUAAUCUUCUUACAGCUAAAAUAGCUUUUUUUGAGGGACUGGCUGAAAAUGUGGAGGAAUUCUUAAAGGAAUUCCAAUGUGAUGCUCCAAUGGCACCAUUCCUCUAUGAUGCUUUAACAGUUUUAGUGAAGCAUGCUAUGACGAAAAUUGUCAAGAAGAAUGUUCUUGAGAGUACUUCUCUUCAAAAAAUAGACGUUUUGAAGCAAAAUGAGAGCAAUUCAUUUAUCUGUCUUAAAGACAUUAAAAAUGUUGACCUUGGUUAUGGGACAAGGUUAGCUUUGGGAAAGUGCAAGAACGUCUCCGAAAAAGAUAUUUUACUCUUUCGUAAAGAUUGUCGCACUGCUCUACAGCAUUUUGUAGUAAAACUAAUGCAAAAGUCUCCUCUGAAAUAUCCUUUGACCAAAGCAUUAAAUUGUCUGAACCCGUGCCACAUGUCUACAAAUGCUGAUGCUUGCAAACAACUUACAUCUGCUCUUGAAAUUGUUCUUAAAGCAAAUCUUUUUUCUGCUACCACAAUAGAAAGGGCUGACCGUGAGUACAAGGUUCUGUGUUCACAACCACUUGUAAUGGAAGAUCUGAAGACAUAUUCACGAUCCGAGACUCGACUGGACGCGUUCUGGAUGAAGUUGAUAGAUGGUAAAAAGGAGUAUGAAAACCUCGUUCCAGUAGUUAAACUUCUCCUAACCGUAUCACAUGGGAAUGCACCCUUAGAGCGUGGAUUUUCUGUAAAUAAAGAGAUUUUAGUAGAAAAUAUGAAAGAAACGUCUGUCAUUGCACAGCGUCGUAUUUAUGACCAUGUAACCUAUGAGGGUGGAUUGAUGAAACUUGACAUUACAAAACCCAUGAUUCUUUCAGUAAGAAAUGCGCAUUGCAGGUAUACAGAAGCACUCAAUGAACAACGACAAGCGAACGCAGAUGCUAUGAAACUUUCGGAGGCAAAUAAACGUGCUGCUGCUGAGCUUCGAGAGCUUAAGGAGAAGAAAAGGAAGUUGAUUGAGGAUGCUGAACGAGAAGUGUCCAUCAUCAACGAACGUGUUAAGGAGCUGCAGAAAUAAGUACCAUAACUUACUUAGAAUUGAAAUCGAGUUUUCGGACUAUUGUGGACCUGUGAAAUAAUUUAGUCAUUUACAAAAAAUUGAAGGCUAGAAUUUAACUUUUCAUAAAAAUUGUAUUUUUGUGUUAUCAAUGGUGUAAUGUAUAAAAUAUUACAAGGUCACUUAUGUUUUUAUCAUAAUUUGUUUUGAAAAUAGUGUCGUGUAGUGUGUUUAUAUUGUUUGUAUAAAUGUCACAGUGUUGAGGCAGAAGUGUUAUAAGGUAUACAGCUGAACUUUAUCAGGAUACGUUACUAAAAGGGUUGUUACCACGGACAGGUUUUCAAAUAAACCUUUUAAGACCAAGUGUUCAGGCAUGUGUAUGUAUGCUUGCAUAUGUUUGUAAAUUUUGUUUAAUCAUCUUUAUUUUUGUAAAUCUUCUGAAUAUCUUUGCAAAUUAAAUUUUUGAAACUUAGAAAUUACUAUAAUUUAGUUUCUGUUAUGUUAGUAAAGUGCAAAACUUUUGUACAGGAAUUUUCUCAGAAGUGUACAGGAAUGUACAGAAAUUGUACAGGAAUUUUGCUAGCUCAGUUUGGUAGAC